AUGGGUGGUAUUAGAAAAUUUAAAAAAGGAGUUAAAGGUGAAAACUUAAAGUUUAUGACCAGAAAUGAAGCUGUAAAGAAAUUACAAGUAUCAUUAAAAGUAUUCAGAAAAUUAUGUAUUCUUAAAGGUAUUCACCCAAGAGAUCCAAAAAAGAAAUUAAAAGGAAAAAACAAGACAUAUUACUAUGCUAAAGAUAUUAAAUAUUUACAAAAUGAAAAGAUUUUAGAAACAAUUAGAGAAAGAAAAACAAUUAAAGAAAAAGAAAUUAAAUUAAUUGCCAAGAAAGAAGUUGCAUUAUUAAAGAAAUUACGUGAAAAUCGUCCAAUGAUUUCAUUAGACCAUAUUGUUAAAGAACGUUAUCCAACAUUCGAAGAUGCAUUAAAGGACCUCGACGAUUGUUUAAGUUUAAUAUUUUUAUUUGCAAAUAUGGAUGCAUCACCAAAGAUUCGUGAAAAUCAAAUUAGAGCAUGUGAAAAGUUAGCACGUGAAUUCCAAUAUUAUGUUGCCAAAAGUAAUAGUUUAAAGAAGGUUUUUGUAUCAGUUAAAGGUAUCUACUAUCAAGCCGAAAUUAUGGGUGAAACCAUUACCUGGAUCACUCCACUCAACUAUCUUUCAAAAAAAGAAAAACAAGUCGAUUAUGGUGUAAUGAUCAGUUUUAUUGAAUUUUAUCAAGCUCUUAUGAAAUUUGUAAAUUACCGUCUUUUCUCAUCACUCGAUUUAGAAUAUCCACCAAAGAUUGAUGAAAUUAAAUUAGGUAAAGCCGAAGGUUUAUUCAAUAUUUUCGAUAGUCUUAAAACCAAAACUGCCAUUAAUGCCCAAAAGAAAAUUGAAGCCGCUAAAGCUGUUGCUGCUGCUGCCGCUGCUCUUGAUGGUAGCAAAACUGCCAAGGCCGAUCCAAAACUUAAAAAAUUAGAAGAAAAGAUUUCAAAGAUUUCAACCAAAGAAGAAAAAUCAAUUAAAGAACCAACUGAAUCUGAAGAACAAAACGAUUUACAAGUUAAUGCUAGUGGUAUUUCAAAAGAUUUUGAAGGAUUAGUUGACGAAGAAAACAAAGACGAUAUUCCAAAAAUUUUAGAUCAUUCAAACCUUUUCAAAGGUUUCCACUUUUUCCUUGGUCGUGAAGUUCCACGUCAUAUUUUAGAAUUUAUUAUCCUUUCAUUUGGUGGUAGAGUCUCAGUUCAAGGUGGUCCAGUCUACGAAGGUAACCAAACUAUCACUCAUCAAAUCAUCGAUAGAAAUACCAUCACCAAAACUUAUCACACUAGAGAAUAUAUUCAACCACAAUGGGUCUUUGAUUCAGUUAACAGCAAAGUUUUACUUCCAUACUCUGAAUAUAGUAUUGGUGUUAUUCCACCAGCCCAUCUUUCACCAUUUGUCGAAUACGAAGACGACGAUUACAUUCCAGCCCGUAAAGCUGCUCUUGAUGAAUUAAUCAACUCUAAAGAUUUCGCAAAAGCUAUUGCUCAAGAAGAACAAGAAGAAGAAGACGAAGAAGAAGAAGAAAAAGAUAAUGAAGAAGAAAGUGAUGAUGAAGAUGAAGAAAAUGAAGAUGAUGCUGAAAUUCUUGAACAACGUUAUACUGAAGAGUUAAGAAAAGAACAAGAUAGAAAGAGAAAAUCACGUGAUGAUGAUGAAGAAUCUGAAGAGGAAGACGAAGAAGAUUCAGAUGAAGAAGAAUCUGAAGAUGAAGAAAUGGAACAAGAUAAACCAGUUGCUGCUAAUACUACUCCAGCUCAAAUGACCAAAAAACAAAGAGAAGAUUUAAAGAAACAAAAACAAAAUGAAGAAGAACUCAAAUUAGCUGAAACUAUGAUUAGAAAGAAAGAAAGAUGGAUUUACAAUAAAAUUAAAGAAACUAACCAACAAAAAGUUGCUGCUACUCAAAAUCUUAUGGACAAGAGAAAUAAAAUUGAAUCAGGUAAAGAUGUCAAUGGUAGAGAAAAACAAUCACAACCAGCUAAACAACAACCAACCAAACAACAACCAGCUAAACAACAACCAGCUAAACAACAACCAGCUAAAUCAAAAUCAUCAAGUGCUUCACAACCAGUUGUUAAAAAACAAAAAAAAUAA
Molecule: messenger RNA, 2073 nt
Organism: Dictyostelium purpureum
Lineage: Eukaryota; Evosea; Eumycetozoa; Dictyosteliales; Dictyosteliaceae
Exons: 2
Coding region: 1-2073 (690 amino acids)
Biological process (GO): maturation of LSU-rRNA from tricistronic rRNA transcript (SSU-rRNA, 5.8S rRNA, LSU-rRNA); ribosome biogenesis
Cellular component (GO): nucleolus; PeBoW complex
Molecular function (GO): RNA binding
Source: RefSeq, a predicted model, not a curated record